UUUCUCUUUACGACAAUGUAUCCGUAAAGCUGUUGAAUAAUCAGCUGACCGGAGAGAAACUGCAGAGGGUAAUAAACAAAUUAAACUGAAUUGUUUUUAUCGUUUAGUCUUCAUAGAUAGCAACUACUCACCGCAAUUGUUCAAAACAAAGGAAAUGUUCCAGUAGUGUCUGUAGCUCAAGAGAGAACAUGUCUGGAAACAGCCUGGUGUUACCCAUAGUGCUGUGGGGCCGCACUGCCCCCACACACUGCAUCUCCAGCCUCCUGGUGAUGGAUGACCUGGCCACCAUCAUCACUGGCUGCCAUGAUGGCCAAAUUUGCCUGUGGGACAUGACUGCUGACCUGGAGAUCAGUCCCCGGGGGCUGCUGUUCGGCCACACCUCCUCCAUCACGUGUCUGUCCAAGGCCAGCUCCAGCAGUGACAAGCAGUACAUUGUCAGUGCCUCAGAGAGCGGGGAGAUGUGCCUGUGGGAUGUGAGUGACGGGCGGUGUAUUGAGUUCACUAAGCUGGCCUGCGCUCACACAGGGAUUCAGUUUUACCAGUUCACCAUAGGGACCCAGCGCGAGGGGCGGCUCCUCUGCAACGGCCACUACCCAGAAAUCCUUGUGGUGGACGCCACCAGCCUGGAGGUUCUGUACUCGCUGGUGUCCAAGAUCUCCCCCGACUGGAUUAGCUCCAUGAGCAUUAUUCGGUCUCAUCGCACCCAAGAGGACACCGUAGUGGCAGUGUCAGUCACUGGGAUAUUGAAAGUAUGGAUCAUCACAGCCGACGUCAGUAGAAUGCAGGAUACGGAGCCUGUCUUUGAGGAGGAGUCUAAGCCCAUCUACUGCCAGGGUUGCCAGAGCAUCUCCUUCUGCACCUUCACUCAGCUGUCUCUGCUGGUUGUGUGCUCCAAGUACUGGAGGGUGUUCGACGCGGGCGAUUACUCCCUGCUGUGCUCCGUGCCCAGUGAGAACGACCAGGCCUGGACUGGCGGGGACUUCAUCGCCGCUGACAAAGUCAUCAUCUGGACCGAAGAUGGCUGCAGCUACAUCUACAAGCUCCCCGCCAGCUGCCUCCCGGCCAGCGAGCACUUCAGGAGCGAUGUGGGGAAGACCGCCGAGAGCUCGGUUCCCCCGCUGGUGUACAGCAUCGCCGACCGCGCGGACAAACAGGUAGAGGAGGGCGGUGAGGGUGCGGACACGGUGUGCGUGUGGCCGGAGCGCUACCCUGACCACGAGAACGCUCCAGCACCACAGCUGCUAUUCCGCCACCGGCCUCUAGAGGCACCACUGCUAAUCUGUCCCCCGGUCACCCGGUUCUUCUACGGUCGACGGGAGCCCUUCCACAAGCUUCUGGUGCAGGGCGACUCAGGGGGGCGUCUGUCCCUGUGGAGCAUCCCAGACACCUCACCCUUACAGCCGCUGUCCUCCACCGCAGAGCUCCAGGUGUCCUCCAGCAUCAGCCUCCAGGAGGCCUUCGACAAGCUGCAGCCCCAGCCGGCCGGCAUCAUCGACCAGCUGAGCGUGCUGCCGGGCUCGGAGCUGCCCAUCAAGGUGACGGCCAGCGUCUACAUCCCCUCGCAGGGCCGGCUGGUGUGCGGCCGCGAGGACGGCAGCAUCGUGCUGGUGCCCGCCACCCAGACCGCCAUCGUGCAGCUCCUGCAGGGGGAGCACAUGCUGCGGAGAGGCUGGCCUCCGCACCGCACGCUGAGGGGGCAUCGUAACAAGGUGACCUGCCUGCUGUACCCCCACCAGGUGUCCCCGCGCUACGACCAGCGCUCCCUGGUGUCCGGAGGCGUGGACUUCUCCGUCAUCGUGUGGGACAUCUUCACCGGCGAGAUGAAGCACAUCUUCUGCGUCCACGGCGGGGAGAUCACCCAGCUGCUGGUGCCCCCGGAGAACUGCAGCACGCGGGUGCAGCACUGCGUGUGCUCGGUGGCGAGCGACCACUCGGUGGGGCUGCUGAGUCUGCGGGAGAGGAAGUGCAUCAUGCUGGCCUCGCGCCACCUCUUCCCCAUCCAGGUCAUCAAAUGGCGCCCCUGCGACGACUACCUGGUGGUGGGCUGCUCCGACGGCUCAGUCUAUGUGUGGCAGAUGGACACAGGGGCCCUGGACCGCUGUGUGAUGGGCAUCACGGCGGUGGAGAUCCUGAACGCCUGCGACGAGGCGGUCCCCGCCGCCGUGGACUCGCUCAGCCACCCGGCGGUGAACCUCAAGCAGGCCAUGACCCGCCGCAGCCUGGCCGCGCUCAAGAACAUGGCGCAGCACAAGCUGCAGACGCUGGCCACCAACCUGCUGGCGUCCGACAACGCCGACAAGGGGAACCUGCCCAAAUACUCCCACAAUUCCCUGGUGGUGCAGGCGAUGAAGACCAACCUGACGGACCCGGACAUGCACGUGCUCUUCUUCGACGUAGAGGCGGUGAUCAUCCAGCUGCUGACGGAGGAGGCGCAGAGGCCCAACCCCACGCUGGUGUCCCCCGAAACCCUUCAGAAGUCCCAGGGCAGCGCCGACAAGGGCGGCUCCUUCCUGGCCGGCAAGCUCUUCAAGCAGGUGAAGGAGACCAUCAAGGAGAACAUCAAGGAGCACCUGCUGGACGACGAUGAGGAGGAGGAGGAGGAGCAGCGGAGGCGCGAGGAGAAGUCCAAGUCGCUGAGCCUGCUGGAGUACAACCUGACCAUGGACACGGCCAAGCUCUUCAUGUCCUGCCUGCACGCGUGGGGCCUGAACGCACCGCUGGACGAGGUGUGCCUGACCCGACUGGGCAUGCUCAAACCGCACUGCCCCAUCUCCUUCGGCCUGCUGUCCCGGGGCGGCCACAUGUCCCUCAUGCUGCCCACCUUCAAGGAGUCCAUGUUCCGCUUGAUGGCCGCCGGCGGGCGCAAGAUGUCCGCCUCCGAGAUCGUGGGCAAGGGCACCUACGGAGUGUCGCGCGCCGUCACCACCCAGCACCUGCUGUCUGUCAUCUCCCUGGCCAACACCCUCAUGGGCAUGACCAACGCCACCUUCGUGGGAGAGCACAUGAAGAAGGCCCCCGCCAGGCCUCCGAGACCAGGCACCCCCGAGAUUGCCAAAAAGAUCCCCCCACAGGUUUCCAACCCAGCCAUGCAAGGACAGAUCAAACAAGCUGCUGCUGCUGCUACCACUUCCACUACUGCCACACCUGGCUCUGGGGCCAUUUACUCAGGCCCUGCUUUCCAUACCUGUCCCUCAGUCAACGAAGGUUGGAGCCAGCUGGCGGCCAUGCACUGCGUCAUGCUCCCAGACCUGCUGGGCCUGGACAAGUUCCGCCCGCCCCUGCUGGAGAUGCUGGCCCGGAGGUGGCAGGACCGCUGCCUUGAGGUGAGAGAGGCGGCUCAGGCCCUGCUGCUGGCCGAGCUGCGCAGGAUCGGGCAGUCGGGCAGGAAGGACACCAUCGACCUGUGGGCCCCUUACCUGCCGCAGUACGUGGACAGCGUCAGCUCCCCCGGAGCAUCCGCCGAGGUGGCGCAGCCUGCCCCUCCCCCGCCUGAACCCCAGCCUGUGGAGCCCAAGGCCCCGGAAGAGGAGAUGGACGUCACCGAUGAUGACAUCACUGCGGGAUGUCUGUCCAACCUGCCGCCCAACGCCAAGAAGAUCUCCAACUCCUACGAGGAGCGCCGCAAGCAGGCCACCGCCAUCGUGCUGCUGGGGGUCAUCGGCGCCGAGUUCGGGGCUGAGAUCGAGCCCCCGAAGCUGCCGUCCCGCGCCCGCGCCUCCGCCCAGGCCCCCGACGGCUUCGGGCUCACCACCGGGGGGUCCAACUACUCCCUGGCCAGACACACCUGCAAGGCGCUGACCUUCCUGCUCCUGCAGCCCCCCAGCCCCAAGCUGCCCCCCCACAGCACCAUCCGCCGCACCGCCAUCGACCUGAUUGGGCGGGGCUUCACCGUGUGGGAGCCGUACAUGGACGUGUCGGCCGUGCUGAUGGGCCUGCUGGAGCUGUGCGCCGACGCCGAGAAGCAGCUGUCAAACAUCACAAUGGGGCUGCCCCUCAACCCCGCCGCGGACUCGGCACGCUCUGCCCGGCACGCUCUCUCGCUCAUCGCCACGGCCAGACCACCGGCCUUCAUAACGACCAUCGCCAGGGAGGUGCACAGACACACAGCCCUGCAGGCUAACACACAGUCCCAGCAGAACGUGCACACCACCACGCUGGCCCGAGCCAAGGCCGAGAUCCUGCGCGUCAUCGAGAUCCUCAUCGAGAAGAUGCCCGGCGACGUGGUGGAUCUGCUGGUGGAGGUGAUGGACAUCAUCAUGUACUGCAUGGAGGGAUCUCUGGUGAAGAAGAAAGGCCUGCAGGAAUGCUUCCCCGCCAUCUGCAGGUUCUACAUGGUGAGCUACUGUGACCGCAGUCAUAGGAUUGCUGUGGGGGCGCGCCAGGGAUCGGUUGCUCUCUACGAUGUCCGUACUGGGAAGUGCCAGAACAUCCACGGACACAAGGGUCCGAUAACCGCGGUGUCCUUCGCUCCUGACGGGCGGUACCUGGCCACCUACUCCAACGCAGACAGCCACAUCUCCUUCUGGCAGAUGAACACCUCGCUGCUCGGCAGCAUCGGCAUGCUGAACUCCGCCCCCCAGCUGCGCUGCAUGAAGACCUACCAGGUGCCCCCGGUGCAGCCAGCCUCGCCCGGCUCCCAGAACGCCCUCAAACUGGCCCGCCUCAUCUGGACCUCCAACCGCAACGUCAUCCUCAUGGCCCACGACGGCAAGGAGCACCGCUUCAUGGUCUGAGGGACCCCCCCCCCACUCCGCCGUUACCGCCCAUUCCACUAGCAACCCGAGGCUGUGCAGCGUUUACACUGUUUCUCUGUUUACAUUCUGUUCUCUCCCUUGUACUGGUUUUAAUUUAAGUUUUGCUCUUAUUUAAAGACUUCGUGCUUUCAUGCAAA
Molecule: messenger RNA, 4891 nt
Organism: Anguilla rostrata (American eel)
Lineage: Eukaryota; Metazoa; Chordata; Actinopteri; Anguilliformes; Anguillidae
Product: WD repeat-containing protein 7
Exons: 29
Coding region: 189-4733 (1514 amino acids)
Cellular component (GO): cytoplasm
Molecular function (GO): protein binding
Source: RefSeq, a predicted model, not a curated record